UAAAAGAGAGAGCAGCAGUUGGACUGCAGCUUUCCACACAUAAGGAUAGAGUUUAUGUAUGAAUGUUUGCAUGUGAAAGCUAGUUGCUAUGUUUGUGAGGGGAUUAGACUAGCAACCACCACCAUUUCUUUCAGUGGGUAUUGGUGCUUUUAAAAGAGUGGUGGGGGAAAGGAUUCAUGCUUUGCUCUUCACACAUGGGUAGCUUCCUGCAGGCAGGUGCAAGCUCAGCUACUUGUAAAUGUAUAUGAUAGGACAGUGCUGCUAAAUGCUACACGUACAGUGGCUGCAGUGUUGGAACUUCUAAGGCGCCCGUCCCCUAUGGUGAAGAUGAGUCGGGACCCCGUGCAGGUGAUCAGCGGACAGGUCAAAGAGCUCCAAGUUUCUUCCAAUGGGGAUAACAGAGCACCGUGGGAGGAGACGCAGGAGUUCAGUCAAGACCACCCGGGCCUCGCCGCCAAACCAAAACCGGUGACAGGCAGACGGGCCCGCAAGGUGGAAGGAGGCGUGUUCUUUCCUAAGCCAGAGAAUGCAGUGACUGUUGCCGUUUCGACAAGAGUUCUGUUCCGAACGGAACGGGAGCAGAAAGUGUUCGAGCAGCACGGUGUAGAGGAGUACCUGAGAUACCAAAUUGAACACGAGAACGAACCUUUUGCCCCUGGACCCGCUUUCCCCUUCGUCAAGGCUCUGGAGGCAGUAAACGCUCAGCUUCGUGAGUUGUAUCCGCAAAGUGAAGAGCUCUUCGACAUUGUCCUAGUGACGUACAACCACGCUCACGUAGGCAUCCGCCUCAUCAACACCAUCAACCAUCACAAUCUGUUCAUAGAGAGAUUUUGCAUGACGGGUGGAAGCAGUCCCAUCGGCUAUCUUAAGGCCUGGCACACCAACCUCUACCUGUCGGCUGAUGCAGACAAGGUCAGGGAGGCGCUGGCUGAAGCACCACAAGACAACAUAUUGACGUCCGCUAUGUUUAGACCCUGCGGGGAGAAUUCAACGCAUGACCAAACACCUCAAGGCAUAGCGGCGGCCACCAUGUUCAUGCCAGACAAGCUAACAGAAGUGUCCGAGUCCCAGCUGAGGGUGGCGUUUGAUGGUGACGCCGUUCUCUUCUCUGACGAGUCAGAGCGCAUCUUCAAGGCCCACGGGUUGGACAAAUUCUUUGAACACGAGCGCGAAAAUGAGGACACACUACUGGACCAUGGUCCACUGAAAGGUUUUCUGGAGGCCCUCGGAAAGCUGCAGAAGAAGUUUUACGCAAAAGGCCAACGCCUGGACUGCCCGAUUCGGACCUUCUUAGUCACGGCCCGAAGCGCGGCCAGCUCCGGGAUCCGAGCCCUGAAGACCCUCAGGGCCUGGGGUCUGGAGAUUGACGAGGCGCUGUUUCUGGCGGGGGCACCCAAGGGCCCCAUGCUGGAGAAGAUCAGGCCUCACAUCUACUUUGAUGACCAAAUGUUUCACGUGGAGGGCGCGGCCGAGAUGGGCACCGUCGCCGCACACGUGCCUUACGGCAUAGCGCAGAAACACAACGCCAGGGACAUCUCUGGUGUGGGCAAGUAGACAAGAUUGAGCUUGUACAGACAAAUGUGGAUAUGAAGUUUUACGAAAAAGACUGAUGGACUUUUAUGAAAAGACUGUCCUAUCUGUUGUAGGAAUGUUCCUUACUAAUGGUUCUUAUCCUCAAGCUAGUUCUCGCUGCUUAGAGACACAAAAUGAUCCUCACUGUGAAUUGAACAAGCCGGCAUUACAGUCGGCAGUUAUAGUAUAGUCAUAAGAAAGUCAGCAUAUAUGUAUGAUGAACGUCACAGAUGUAUUUUUUUUUUUUUGGUAGCCUACUAAAUGUAUUUCAUAUUCCUGAAGAUCGCAAUCUUAUCUUGCGAGGCCAAAACAAAUACAGCUUUCAGUUAGUGCCUUUUUGCCGAUGAAUGCACUGUUAGCAGCGUUAGCGGCACACAACUUGGGGCAUGGUUUUGCACUGGUAACGCCAUAAAACAGAAAAUGAACACUGCUAUUUUCCCUUUGGAGCCAAACGGGCAAAAAGUUACCUCCAUGGAGGAUGCCAUGUUUCUAUCGAGCGAUGUAUCUGAUCGAAAAAAUUGAGGCACAUGCAGGAGGUGUACAGUAAUCCCUCGUUUAUCGCGGUUAAUUGGUUCCAGACCAGACGUUGACUUUCCACACAAAUUUCCACGAAGCAGCAUUCAAUAUUAAUAAACGAAAUAUUUUUGUAAUGAGAGCAUAGAAAACCUGUUUAAAUACGGGUUUUAACAUUAUUCUUUGCCCUGUAGACAUGAAAUAACACCCGACAGUCACUUUUACACUCCUACAUCACAUUGCACAAGCUACGGGAUCACUGCUGCCAGCAUAACAAGCUACCAAGCUAACUAGUUAGCCUCUCCAAUUUACGUAUUCUAAACUUAAGAAAGUGUUUCAAACGGAGUGGGGAAGAAGCACAAAGAAGCCAAAUACGUACCACUUCCACACAGAAUGAAAGGACUCAGCUCUAUUGGCUCAAUAGCCAUUCUCCAUGCAGUGUGAAAGGUCAUGUACAGGUAAUCUAACAUCAUGUCUCAUAACAUUACUUAUGCCUAGUGACCAGAAUACUACAUAAAACUUGUCUUUCAGUAUUUUUUUACUAAUAAUAAGCCAUAGUCAACCAUGAAGCAGCGAUCAUUUAUUAAUUCUUUUUUUAAAAACCAUGAUAUAGUGCGGGAGCGAUAUUCAAACCGUGAUAUACGAGGGACGACUGUAUUUCUGCGUUCAAAAUUGUUUGAGCUUGCAAGCUCAACUUAGUAGGAAGAUUUUCUGGUAGGCAGAACUAUAUGGCUAAGAUAAAUGACAUUAAUUAUAUUUUUUUUUUUUGCAAACAACUGCAGUAUUUAC
Molecule: messenger RNA, 2874 nt
Organism: Dunckerocampus dactyliophorus (ringed pipefish)
Lineage: Eukaryota; Metazoa; Chordata; Actinopteri; Syngnathiformes; Syngnathidae
Gene: nt5c1aa
Product: 5'-nucleotidase, cytosolic IAa
Exons: 8
Coding region: 319-1554 (411 amino acids)
Biological process (GO): adenosine metabolic process; nucleotide metabolic process
Cellular component (GO): cytosol; cytoplasm
Molecular function (GO): 5'-nucleotidase activity; magnesium ion binding; nucleotide binding
Source: RefSeq, a predicted model, not a curated record